Molecule: messenger RNA, 579 nt
Organism: Parnassius apollo (apollo)
Lineage: Eukaryota; Metazoa; Arthropoda; Insecta; Lepidoptera; Papilionidae
Source: the annotation of a GenBank genome assembly
AUGGUGGAUCAAGAGCUGGAGCCAUCUGUAUCCGUCACUGAGCAAAACCUGGCAGAUCGAGUUCGGUACAUCCUGCGCUCCAACAUAUUUGGUGACGCCGAACUCGAACGACUACGACGUGAGGCUGUUCCCUCAUCGAAUGGAAAUACUACGGCUGGGAAUUCGGCGCCACUAAUUGCGCAGCAAAUUCCAUAUGUGGAUGCUGCCGUCAAUAUUCCAUUUGUGGUUGAUUCAGACGAUGAUGGAUUAGUUCCCCACGAACUAGAAAAAAUGAGGAGCAUAUUGGAAGGGUCGAUGCUGCAAACGCGCAACAUGCCUCUCAAAAACCGACCGCGACUUCCCCGCAUACCCCUUUGCAAGCGAAAUAGGGCUGUCGUGUGGGCUCUUAACCCAAUGCUGGUGAACUAUUUGGAAGCCAGCCGGGACCUUUGCGAGACGGACUCAAUUCUUUUUGCCACAUUAUUGGCGCUAAAAUUCCCAUGGCUGGAUGUGCUACUCGACAAAGUAGCGGCAUCCCUGCCUGGAAAAAGAGAAUUGAGGACCGUAUCGCAAAGGCAUGGACCCUUAUCGGCAGACUGA